Messenger RNA from Hymenoscyphus albidus, 2550 nucleotides. Lineage: Eukaryota; Fungi; Ascomycota; Leotiomycetes; Helotiales; Helotiaceae. The record is from the annotation of a GenBank genome assembly.
CACAAACCCUUUGUUGUUCUAAGAAUCCACAGGUUUAUAUCAUUCACCCAAAUCUUUUGAGAAAAUUAUCUAAAUUAUCCUAAAGCCUUUGAUUAACUGCUCUGGUUGCUCACCUCCAAUGGAAAUGUAUUAUCGUCACAGCUGAGCCCAUUCAUAUAUCAACAGUCAACCCCACCUUUCCACUGUUAGAUUGACAACCCCUCCAGCUUGAUUGGACAACAAUUCGCAGAACUUUAAGAAAGGUUCGUAACCCAAAUCCAGAUCAUGUUACUCCACUGCAACGUUGCGCCUUUUGAGAUAGAUGUCUUAGCUAGUGAAGCUGACCUAGGUUAAACAUAAGAUAACCUCAUCUUACAAAGCAUCAAAGAUAGUAAUUGCCUGGUACUCCCAGUCAUAAACUUCUUCAUGUGCUAAUUGGAGUCUGUAUCUGGCAUUGACUUAUAAACCCUUAACUUUUAGUGAUCUUCAUCCUUCUUUCCUACAACAUACUUUUUUACUGCCACAUUACGAUUCUGGUCAUUCCGUUAACAUUGAAGGCUGACCACAACAGUACUUGAAAAUCUGGUCCAACUUUGACAAAGUACAGCUUUAUAAGCUUACAACAGAAAUUGACAAUGGCAUCUCAUGUUGAUUCACCAGCUUCUAAUGAUGGCAUUGUUGAGAUGGCAGCGCCGCCUCGCCCCACGAUGUCUGUCAAUCCACCAAGAAUCCUUAUCAUAGGAGCUGGUUCUCGAGGUAAUGGUUAUGCAAGAGCUACGGGGGAGUCGACGAACGGCGUAGUCGUUGCGGUGGCCGAACCAAUUGCAUACAAGCGAAAAACACUCGGCGAAAAAUAUAUUUGGGGCCAAAAUGGGCCAUCAGAAGGUCAAGAAUUCGAUGAUUGGAAGUCAUUCCUGAUUUGGGAGCAGGAGAGAAGAGCCAAAGCUGCAAGAGGUGAAGAGGUCCCUGAAGGAAUUGAUGCAGCAUUCAUUUGCGUGCUAGACGAGCAACACAAAGAUGUUAUUGUCGGGUUAGCACCACUUGGACUCCAUAUCAUGUGUGAGAAGCCACUGGCAACCAGCUUGGAAGACUGUGUUUCGAUAUAUCGAACUCUUCUUCCAAAUCUCCCGGAUAUCACACCAUCCAAGAUAUUCUCAAUUGGUCACGUUCUACGCUACUCCCCUCACAAUAUGCUUCUGAGAAGCCUCCUUCUUGAGGAGAAGGUAAUUGGCGAGCUUCUGUCCAUUAAUCAUACCGAGCCCAUAGGAUGGUGGCAUUAUACUCACAGCUACGUCAGGUAAGUACUUCGAGUGGAACUGGUGACAGGUGCUAAUUCUUCUCAGAGGUAACUGGCGGAAAGAGUCUACUACUGCGCCGUCACUACUCACAAAAUCAUGCCAUGAUAUUGACGUAUUACUGUGGCUCUUGUGCUCCCCACCACCUGGCUCGCUUCAACCCGCACAUAUUCCCACAAACGUGAGCUCUACAGGCUCUCUUCAAUAUUUCAACAAAACUCGUAAGCCAACUGCGGCUGGAAGCGCUACAAAUUGUCUAUCCUGCCCGAUCGAGAAGUCCUGUAAAUAUUCUGCUAAGAAGGUCUACCUUGGCACUCAAUUGAAAGGUCUUGCCUCCGGAAAUACUCAUUGGUACGUAAUCUUUUCAUUUUCGUCUCUCUAGAGUUUCUUCAUUUAUUUACUCAUUGCUCUUGUCUCCUGGUUCAAGAAGAAUUUUGUAUGCUAAUAAUUUUUCAGGCCUGUUGACAUCGUUGUACCUGAAAUAGAAGAGUGCAUUGCCACCAGUGGUAUUGCUGGAGGCGAAAAGGCUCUUCUGGCAAAACUUUCAGAAGACUACACAAGCGACACGCCUGCCAAAGUCGUUUCUUCAAAGAAUUGGUUCGGUCGAUGUGUUUACGAGUCUGAUAACGAUGUGUGUGACAACCAGACUGUGAUCAUGACCUGGGAAGAUGAUCCGCUCCCAAAAGUCAACAAUGACAACGAAAAGGCAUUAGUUGGUCGAGGCGCCAAAACGGCAAUCUUCCACAUGGUGGCUCAUACCAAGAAGAUCUGCGAACGAUACAGUCAUAUCUACGGCACGGAUGGCCAAAUCUAUGCAGAUAGUGAAACCAUCACAGUGGAGGACUUCAAGACUGGAGGAAAGAAGAUAUAUAAACCUCACAUGGCUGGAGGAGGUCAUGGCGGUGGUGAUGACGGACUUGCAAGACAAUUUAUUCUUGCUGUUGAUGCUGUGAAGAAUCACGGCGCGAAGGUCACUGAUGCCCAGAGAGAGCAUGUUGGUUGCAGUUUGGAGGAAGUCAUCAGGAGCCAUGCGAUGGUUUUCGCUGCUGAGAAAGCUAGGAAGGAUAAGGUGGUUCUUGAUUUCCCAGAGUGGUGGAAGAAGGAAGUUGAAGGCUCUCUUUCUGUCUAGUUUGGAAAGACGUACCUGGCGCACAUUAAUGCUUUAGGGAUUAUUUGCUGAUGUAAAUUGAGGUUCAGUGUUUAAGGGUUACUUUGCUCAAGAAGUAGCGUGAGCCCUGGGUGCUACACUUUUAGAUAAACAGAGCUUAAUACACUG